UCACACGGGCGGUGAGGGGGCGGGGCCGAGCCGCCCCCAAAGUGUUCAGUCCUGGUGUCCUAACACUAAACUCUGUUGGGGAUAGCUGCGGGAAGUCCCAGAAUGGACUCACCCACCUGGGCUGGCGAUCCCGUCAAUUUGGGUGGUCUCAUGUCGCAAAACGGAGAUGAUCCUGAGCAGCGCCAGCAGGCGUCAGAGGCGGACGCCAUGGCAGCGACCUUCCGGGCGAGCGGUGAAUCCACACUAUGACAGCACCUUCCUGUUUGACAAUGACUUCCCAGCUCUGCAGCCCGAUGCUCCGGAUCCAGGACCCAGUGACCAUCCUCUUUUUCGAGCAGAGGCGGCCAGAGGAGUUUGUAAGGUCAUGUGCUUCCAUCCCUGGUCGGAUGUGACACUGCCACUCAUGUCAGUCCCUGAGAUCCGAGCUGUCAUCGAUGCCUGGGCUUCAGUCACCGAGGAUCUGGGUGCCCAGUAUCCUUGGGUGCAGAUCUUUGAAAACAAAGGAGCCAUGAUGGGCUGUUCUAACCCCCACCCCCACUGCCAGGUUUGGGCCAGCAGUUUCCUGCCAGAUAUUGCCCAGCGUGAAGUGCGAUCCCAGCAGAACUAUCACAGCCAGCAUGGAGAACCUCUGUUACUGGAAUAUGGCCGCCAAGAACUCCUCAGGAAGGAACGUCUGGUCUUAUCUAGUGAGCACUGGCUAGUCCUGGUUCCCUUCUGGGCAGUGUGGGCUUUCCAGACACUACUGCUGCCCCGCCGGCAUGUACGUCGGCUACCUGAGCUGACCCCUGCUGAACGUGAUGAUCUAGCCUCCAUCAUGAAGAAGCUAUUGACCAAGUAUGACAACCUAUUUGAGACAUCUUUUCCCUACUCCAUGGGCUGGCAUGGGGCUCCCACGGGAUUAAAGACUGGAGCCGCCUAUGACCACUGGCAGCUACAUGCUCAUUACUAUCCCCCACUCCUGCGCUCUGCUACUGUCCGGAAAUUCAUGGUUGGCUAUGAAAUGCUUGCCCAUGGGCACCGGGACCUCACUCCUGAACAGGCUGCAGAGAGACUAAGGGCGCUUCCUGAGGUACAUUAUUGCCUGGCAAAGAAAGACAAGGAAACAGCAGCUGUUGCUUGACCGUGAUGAUAGCAGAGCUUUGAAUCUUUUUGCCUGAGAGAACUGGGACCUGGAAUUUGGGCUGGUGUGACAUCAAUAAAACUGCAUCUCAAAUUUUAA
This is a messenger RNA of Cricetulus griseus (Chinese hamster), 1219 nucleotides long. Lineage: Eukaryota; Metazoa; Chordata; Mammalia; Rodentia; Cricetidae. The record is from RefSeq and is a predicted model, not a curated record.